GGCAAAAAAAAUUUUUUUUACUCAGAAAAUAAAAUAAAUAAAAUGACAUCAAGAGUUGUCUUUUGUUUGGUUUCUCUUGGAAUGUUAAUUUGCCUGGCUAGCCUUAUUGAAGGCAUCGGAUUUCCAGGAGGCGGAGGAGGUGGUGGCGGUUGUGGUGGUGGAGGUGGUGGAUGUUCAUCAUGUGGAGGAGGCGGAGGUGGAUGUGGGGGAGGAGGUGGUGGUGGAUGUUGUGGACGUAGAAAGCGUGAGACAGCCGUCCAGCCCCAUUACAAAGCUGACGAUACCCCUUGCCCACAAGUUGCAUGGAAACAAUUGCUUGAGGAUGGAAUAAACGAGAACGACGCUAUCGCCUCCGUCAAUUCAAUCCAAACCGCCCUCUUCCGGCGUUACGAAACUGAGCAAAAAUUCCUCGUAGUCUGUGCAACAGCAGAUGAAGCUAAAGCUGGGGAUGCUACAGCAAAUAAGGUGCAUUUUAGCAGCAGCGGGGAUGGAUAUUGCAAUGUUGUGAAGAAAAAUAUUUGGUGUCAAGCAGUUGCUUUGAGUGCUUAG
Messenger RNA from Meloidogyne enterolobii, 549 nucleotides. The record is from the annotation of a GenBank genome assembly. NCBI's taxonomy places the organism in Eukaryota, Metazoa, Nematoda, Chromadorea, Rhabditida, Meloidogynidae.